AUGGGGGGCAAUGAGAGAUCCAAGCGAGGCUGGAAACUGCAUUUAAAGAACUGGGAAUUCAAACUCGCAUUCUUCAUUAUUGCUUAUUUCGUUUUUGCCCAUGUUGUCUUGGAAAAUACCUAUACCUUGUCCGAGAAGGGGUUGGCGAGUCAUUUGAAAGUUAUUCCAGAAGAGGCGAUUGACUUUUACGACCAGUCGCCGUUGCAAAACCCCGAUAGACUAGCGUACAUGCAAUAUGCGACCAACUAUGACUAUUUGAAUUUGGCCAUUUUGAAUUUUGUUCAGCUCCGCCAGGCCAAUACGCAAGUGCCCAAUUUGGUGAUCUUGUACGACCAGAUUCUUCAAUUCUACGCUAGUAAUCGAUGGAGCAAACUAUACGAAGUUGCCAAUUUCCACAAUAUAACCUUGCGGUCGAUGGAGCUUAUCAAGACGAAUUAUAAUGACGAUUCGCCAUGGGCAGCCUCGUUUACGAAAUUGCACAUUUUCAAUCAAGACGACUUUGACAGGAUUGUGUUUUUUGACUCGGACUCGAUGUUUGUGAAUGCAACACUUGCCAACGAAGGGGAUGAAGAUAGUUCUGAUGACUUGCCUCAGAGGAAUGGCAAUUGUCACAUUGACGAAUUGUUCAAAAUCCCCAUGGAGUUUGAUUUUGCUUUACCACAGGCGUACUGGUUGAACAACGUGGUUGAGGGAAAAGAACGCCUCAAGUAUAGGCAAAAAGUUGACAUCCCUAAUGCUCAAAGACGAAGAUUACGAAUGAAGAAACUAGUCAGUGAGCUACCUAGCAAAGGUUGGCAGCUGCUUCCCCUGUUGAUUUACGAGCAGCAUAAAUUCGAUAAUGUCGACAAUUUCUUUGCCAACCACGUCAUGGUGGUUCAGCCCUCGAAGAAGCUCUUCAGCGAGAUCAUCAAGUAUGUGCACAACCCGUUCUAUUGGACACUCACCAAUAGGCGAAACAUGCGGAAACCAACCGACUAUGACAUGGAGGUGAUCAACAAGUACCUCAACAGCGAGCUACACAAGGGCGCGAUCAAUGUGGGGAUACUCCCACAUAGAGUAUAUGGAGUCUUGACAGGCGAGUUUGGCGAAGAAUGGCACGAACGUUUUGUGGUGGAUCCCCAGUACCUACCUUUUAUCAAGAAGCGCUCCAACAAGGGCUGGGACCCGCUUUCCGUGCUCAGCCUGCUCAAACUAGUGCAUUUCUCCGAUAGUCCUAUUCCAAAACCGUGGGAAGAAGAAGGAGGAGAGCAGCCAUACGACUCAAAGAGAAUAUUUUGCAAAGAUGGGAACAUGAGUGAGUACGAGGAAAAGUACCCCCAUUUCAGGCCUCGGCUUACGGACGAUUGUGCCAGCGUCGCGAUAUGGGCCUGGCUAAGGACCCAGUUUCAUCGAAGCAGAAGCAAUUUGUGGUUUGCCGGUUGA
This is a messenger RNA of Lodderomyces beijingensis, 1422 nucleotides long. The record is from the annotation of a GenBank genome assembly. NCBI's taxonomy places the organism in Eukaryota, Fungi, Ascomycota, Pichiomycetes, Serinales, Debaryomycetaceae.